This is a messenger RNA of Lates calcarifer (barramundi perch), 1606 nucleotides long. RefSeq names its product VRK serine/threonine kinase 1 (gene vrk1). Gene Ontology annotation, biological process: signal transduction; peptidyl-serine phosphorylation. The record is from RefSeq and is a predicted model, not a curated record. The coding region runs from base 108 to 1418 and encodes 436 amino acids. Lineage: Eukaryota; Metazoa; Chordata; Actinopteri; Centropomidae. Gene Ontology annotation, cellular component: cytoplasm; nucleus. The transcript has 13 exons. Gene Ontology annotation, molecular function: ATP binding; protein serine/threonine kinase activity.
AAUAGAAUAGUAAAGUGUCGUGACGCCACUUCCUGACCGGUAGUUUUGCGGGAAGUUUGGUCCUCAUUCAUGCUAACCUACAGUCAACGAUAAACAACACAGCGAAGAUGCCUCCAAAAGCCAAGGCAGCAGGGAAGGGCAGAGCUCCAGCUAAGAGGAAGUUGGCAGAGGAGUUCCCUCCUGGAGAAGUCCUGACAGACACCGGGAAGAAGGCCUGGAAACUGGGGGCUCCAAUAGGCCAGGGGGGGUUUGGUCUCAUAUAUUUGGCUGACGAGAAUUCUGCAAAAUCUGUGGGUGCUGAUGCUCGCUAUGUCAUCAAAGUGGAGCCCAGUGAAAAUGGACCACUGUUCUCUGAGCUCAAGUUUUACAUGAGAGCUGCUAAGCCAGAUCUGAUCCAAAGCUGGAUGAAGUCUAACAAGUUGAAAAAUCUGGGAGUUCCCAGGUAUUGGGGCUCGGGUCUGCAUGAGAGAGGAGGGAAAAGGUACAGGUUCAUGGUUAUUGACAGGCUUGGCACAGACCUGCAGAAGAAGUUUGAAGAAUAUGGAAGGAGGUUCCCCAGGAAACUGGUUCUGCAGCUUGGUCUUCGACUGCUGGAUAUUCUGGAGUACAUCCAUGACCACGAGUAUGUGCAUGCUGACAUUAAAGCAUCCAACCUCAUGUUGAGCCACAGUGAUCCCAACCAGAUUUUCUUAGUAGAUUAUGGGCUGGCAUAUAGGUACUCACCUGAUGGCAUCCUGAAAGAGUACAAGGAAGACCCCAAGAGAUGUCAUGAUGGCACCAUCGAGUUCACAAGCAUUGACGCCCAUAAAGGAGCAUCUCCAUCCAGGCGGAGCGACCUAGAGAUCCUGUCCUACUGCAUGGUUCAGUGGCUGUGUGGUCGGCUGCCCUGGGAGGACAAGCUACAGGACCCCAUCUAUGUCAGAGACUCCAAAAUCAAGUGUCAAGAAAACAUCUCACAGUUUAUGACCAAAUGUUUCUCACAAGACAAGCCAGAUGAAAUCCAGAAAUUCAUGGAAGAGGUUAAAUCUCUGGGAUACCAAGACAAACCACCCUACGAGAAGUUGCGCUCCAUCCUGCAGGCUGGUCUGAAGACCAUCCAGGCUAAAGAUGAUGGCAAGCUCGAGUUCACUCCCAUCAAUGGAGCUAUAUCACCUCCUGCCAAGAAAAUUACCAAGAGAAAGAAAGCAGCAGAUGAAGAGAGUGAGGCUGAUGGAAGCCCCAUAAAGAAAAAGAGAGUCGCAAAGAAAAAAGAAGUGAAUGGAGUGAAGAAGAGUCCCAAAAAGACUCCCAGACCAAGGACAGUGCCCAGCACUGCAAAACAGGGUGACCCCAAAUCCAGACUAGUGGAGAUGGGGACCCAGACCUCACCUGGACUCGCCCAGAAAUCCAGAGGCAGACCCAAGAAAACUAGCACCUAAACAUCCACCUCUGUCUGCACUCCUCCCUCAUGCUGUGCUUCUUAAAAAUUAACUUUUUUAAGUUUUGAUGGUAUGAUUUUCUAUCUGUUACACACUGAUUGUGUUUGAUCUUUGAUUGUGUUUGAUUUGGUUAAAGUCAGACUCUUUGUAAUAAAGAAGAAAUUAAACUGUUCAACUUUUGUUUUCAA